Molecule: messenger RNA, 3569 nt
Organism: Cygnus olor (mute swan)
Lineage: Eukaryota; Metazoa; Chordata; Aves; Anseriformes; Anatidae
Exons: 2
Coding region: 1-1011 (336 amino acids)
Source: RefSeq, a predicted model, not a curated record
AUGGGCCGCACGAAAUGGCCAUGCCUCCCCUCCGUCCUGGGGCGUGGAUGGGGCUGCCCCCCAAAGCUCAGGGGGUGCACAGCCCAAGCAUCCCGGUCCCUUGCUGCUUGUGCCAUGGGCAGCAGGCGGUGGGACGGAUGGACACGUCCUGGGCAGACCCCUCAGCCUUUCCCCUCGCCUCUCCUCCCCCAGGCUGCUCCUCGCAGGGUUUGCUCCCGUGAAAUGCCGGUGGCUUUGUGCCACGCUAUUGAAAGUGCUCUGGAAAUGUUUGCGUGGGGCAGCGCUGGGGAGGAAAGGUGCUUUCUCAGGUGCAGCCCCCACCCCCGGGCCGAGGUGCAGCACCACACGCUGCAUGGAGCAGGGGAGGGAGGAAAAAACCUCCUGCAGAGGGAUUCGGAGAAGAACAUCCUCUGCGUGUUGGGCUGUGACUUCAGCAAGGAAAAUGUGAGUGCCCGGAGCUUUCACACUCAGCGGGACCGAUGUGUUCUCAGCGACCAAAGCCAAGGGGUGUGGGUUUCUGGCAAGCUCAUCCAUCUCACUGAAAGCAGAGCCCCAGCCGCUCACCGGGGGGGCAUGGCCGUGUCCCUCGGCCCCUGGGUGCUGCCAGCUGGAGCCUCUCACGGCGAGCAGGAACCAGCAGCACCCAGCGCAGCCCUGGAUCCGGCCACAGGGCUUGACGUCAGGAGUGUAAAAAAAGUCACGCAGAGUUCUGAUGACUACGUUUUUCAGAGGAAGUUGAAAAAAAAAAAAAAAAAAAAAAAGAAAGCAAAAAACCCCAACCCCAAAAAUACCUCAAGGAAAAAUAACGUGGAAAUGGGAGGAGGAGUGGACGAGGGCUGCGGGUGGGUGGCAGCAUCUGGUCCCUGCAGCUGGUGGCAGAGCUGCCCGGGCAGCGAGAGCGCGUCUCAGAUACGGGUAAUGCAGCACCAGGCACAGAAGGAAGCAGCAGUGCAUCAGCAAUGUUCUCCUGACUGCGGUGAGUCAUGUUUUCACCUGGAAAAAGUACUCUGAGCUGGGUUUACAUCAACACGAGGGACUAUCCCACAGUGAACUUUCUGGGAAACUAAGUGUCUUUGGAAAAACUUUCCGGUGACCUGGCAGUAGGUGAAGGUAACCAGUGGUAAGUCCUUCCCAUUUCACACUUGUUUCCACUCUCACAGAGAAACUAUUCCCCCACACGCAGCCAGACUGUAGGCUUGCUCUGCCCUACCUUGGAGGUGCUCCUGUCUUCUCCUGCCUUUCCCCUGCACCACGGCCCUGGGGGCUGCCCUUCUAAAACCACCACAAGGUGUUCAGGGCCCUGUUUUGCUGCAGCUCCCAGGGAACCAUGCUCCUUUUGGAAAGCUAUCCUGGUCCUCAGAGGGGUGUGAAGCUCCAGCUGGGCUGGUUUGCCCGCCUUUUCCUAGUUCUGGUGUGAAAACACUUUGCUGUGCAAGGCAAAGGCACAUUGCCCUUGUCUGCUGGGGGGAGAUGUCCAUACCUGAAAGCAGAAAGCCUUAGAAGGGGAGGAAUGAUGAACGGAGCAAAUAAUCAACACUUCUUCCUUUCUCUAUUUACAAAUUAAAUAGAAUAAAUAACAUCUAUGCGAAAAGUGGCAGGACAGUGAGCACGGUGCUGCAUGGGGCCGCCCUGGCCAGGCGCGCGGCAGGCACCGCUGGGCUCAGGUGACACCAGCACGCAUCCUGCAGCCUGUGCCACCGCGGGUGCUGGCCUGUCCUCAGCAGUCAGAGGAGCGGACGGAGCCCUUGCAGCACAGCCUGUCCCCGUGUCCCAUUAGUGUCACCUGGGGCGCUGGCUGGGGGCUGCUCCUUGCUGGGAAGCAGCCCCAGAAGGAGCGGAAGUGACGGUCCCGGGUGAGUCCGUGCCGGGGCAUCGACGUUCAGGGGUCAGCGGUAGCUUAUCAGAGUAGCUGCUCCCGAGGGGCAGUGGUGGAGGAGGUAGUUGGGCCGGUGCUGGUGGGACGGCUCACAGGCGGCUGUCCUUGCUGCCCCCGUCGAGCACGCUCAGGGGGUCGAUCUGCAGCGUGAGCCAGUCAUUGGUGCCGAGGCUGGAGGUGACCAGCGUCCCCAGGAGGUCAGUGUUGAAGAUGCUCGAGUCAAAGGGGAUCUUCAGGAGUUCAGGGCUGGCUUUGGAGGCCGGGGAAACAACUGGAGGCCCAUAGCUCAGCAGAGAGGGGGCUUGGGGCCCCAGCUGGCUGCAGCAGUCCCAGGCAGGGAGUUCCUGAGAGGUCCCCAGGGCAGCAAAGUCCAGCACGUGGCUGCGGGGAGGCUCGGGAGAGGACUGCUUCAAAUACCCUUUGGCCACAGCCAGCUCGGAGCAGUCUAUGUCCAGCACAACGUCAGUGCCAACCGGGCCCCAAGGGGAUCCUGCACAGCCCGAGAGGGGCACCCCAUCGGUCUGGUCCUGCCUCGGCUCCACCGUGCCCUUGGACUGCUGCAGGUACCCACGAAACUCCACCUCUUGCGGGCUGUCCUGCCCGGUAGCUGGGCCAAGGCUGGGCUCGCCUCCGUGCCCAGGUUCCACGAGGCUGCUGGCGGGGUGAUGGGUGCUGCUCUCCAAGCCCACGCCACUGUCAUUGCCCAUGGGCAGCUGCUGCUUGUAGCCCUGGGCCUCAGGGUGGCUCAGCUCAGAGGAGGAAGAGGAGGAGGAGGAGGAAGAAGAGGACGAGGAGGAGGAAGAGGAGGCGUGCAGGCAGAUGCCGCUGUCAGUGCUGGUGCAGCUGCAGUCCCUGCUCCCCACCAGCCCCAGGAGCUGUGCCCAGCCCUCAGGCCAUGCCAGCAGCUCGCUGCCCGGGUCCAGGGGUGGCUGGGCUGUGCUGGUCUUGCUGGGGGUGCUGGGCUGCUGGGGCUCCUUGUGGCACAGGAACAGCUGCUGGACGGGGUCUGCGUCCGUGAUCCCCGAGGACGAGGACUCCUGCUCCACCCAGAGCGAGCUCUGCUUUAUGAAAUUCUUCUGUGAGGGAGAGAAAAGAGGGGAGUGAGCCUUGCUUUGUCCCUGCUCGUGGCGUGCCUAUCCCAGCACUGCCCAAGUCAACACCCUUACACCAGCCGCAAAGGGUGCCUGCGUGCCUGGCUGCCUUACCAGGACGGACGGCGGCCUCACGGAUUUCCUUAUGUACAUGCAGGCCAGCACUACCCCCAGGAAGCCCGAAAGGAAGAGGAUGAUCAAGAUGGUGCUGACGAUGUCCAAGACGAGCUCUGCGCUCCCUGCAAGAGAAGACAUGCCUAGGUUGGGGAUGUGGAACGCCGAAGUGGUCUCUAUCACUUCAAACUGCAACGAGAGAGCAGGCUGGUGCCCGAGAGCUCCUGCCUCUGUGGCAGGGCUGGGGCUGGGACUCUCCUCCCUCCUCCUCCAUCCCCUGGGCAAGGUCCCUGAGCAAAGCUGCUGAUAGCAGCUAGACCCCAAACCCCCAUGAGAGUUGGAGGACGCACUGCAGUAAAACAUUCAGAGGUAAAACUUAUCUAUAUAUGUUUACAUAGAUCUACGGUAAAACAUAUCUAUAAUUUCUGGCUCAAUAUUGGCUUUUAUGUAGGACUGUGCUUUAAAAAAAUAAAUCAAACUUUAAAAAG